GGAUGAAAUAUUCGAUCACUUACAGUUCCUAUAUCUAUGAAGUGAUUUCCAGGACUGAUCAAAUUUCAAAAACCAGUCACUCAGAAGAAAUCACAAGAUUACAACACGCAACUUGUCAAAAAUGGUCUACAUCGAAAUUUCAAUCGUGUUUGCACGCGAUAUCAAGUGCGAUUGUAUUACCAGAUACAACGGACUCAGUCACGAAGCCGUCUUCCAACGCCGCUUCAACCCAGAAACCAACGACUUGUACGUCGAUAGUCCAGCCGACAUUCUCGGCACACUAGGCUGCUGCGGCGCUCUCAAAAUCAAAUCUCGCAAUGCGGAAGGCGAGGUGACGAUUGACGAAGGAUCGCAUGUAGUUGCCAUCGACAGCGCAUGCAAAACCACCGGACAGGAAGCUACUCGAGCUGCAUAUGGCGUCUAUCGGGGUGAUACCACACCUUGUAGCGUCUCUAAACUUGUCGACGAGCAUCUCCCGCAGACUACUCAAGUGGCUGAGUUGCUCGCUGUGCGUACGGUUUUCAAACUGGCCGAGUCAGUUUUGGACGCUUAUAUUGCUCGAGGAGGAAGUGACGAGGGGGAACAUAAGGACGCCGCGAGAGUUUCUAAGAUCCUCAUCAUCACUAACUCGGCAUAUAUCGUAGAUGGGUUCGCGGAUUGGAUCUACAAGUGGAAUGAGAACGGAUUCAAGACUUCGACUGGCAAGCCGGUCGUCAAUGCUGAGCUAUUUCAAGAGCUGGACGCCUUGAUUUCGAAGUUCAAUCAGUUUCAUAUUCCUGUUUGGUUCUGGCAUGUUAAGAAAGAACUUAAUGCGUCGGCUGAUGCGUUGGCUCGCAUUCCUCUUUAUGGAGAGCAAAAGGUUCCGGCUUUGGUUCCGUUUGUUAGAGACUACAAGAAGUUUCCUAAGAAGUGUUGAAUGGUGUUUGAUCGAGAGAGCUAGUGAACUAGCGAGAUGGGCAGAUUUUUUUUUUCUCUUUAGGUCGGAUAAGAAUAUUGCAGGACAUUGUGUGCAUUGAGAAAACUUUGUUUGGUUUAUGGUCGAAGAAGUUUCGUAGAGUCAGGAAGCAUGUCGUUGAUGAGCAUUCGUUUGGUUUAAAAUUUUGAUUUCGUACA
Botrytis cinerea B05.10 is the source of this 1113-nucleotide messenger RNA. RefSeq lists its product as hypothetical. Gene Ontology annotation, molecular function: nucleic acid binding; RNA-DNA hybrid ribonuclease activity. The transcript has a single exon. Gene Ontology annotation, biological process: DNA replication, removal of RNA primer. The coding region runs from base 122 to 916 and encodes 264 amino acids. Lineage: Eukaryota; Fungi; Ascomycota; Leotiomycetes; Helotiales; Sclerotiniaceae. The record is from RefSeq and is a predicted model, not a curated record.